UCUGCGAGUGGAGGAGCUGAAUUUACGCAUACACCGGUAAUCCUUUGAUGAUAAACCAUGUCAUGAUUUAUGAAGUACUGGAGGGGACGUGGCUAAACACUGACCGCUUUGUGGAGCUGACCGUGUUACACUACGUUAUCCUGUCAGGAGACUGGUCAGAAGUUGGUCGAGCAGGAGGAAUGCCAAACUGCUGAUUGAAGAGGGAGGGGCUGUGGAGCUGUGCGAUAGCUACGAUUUAACAACCAUUUCGUCAAAAUAAAGUGAGAACCAAGAGCUUAGCUGUAAAACAAAUUAAUUAAAAAAAUAAUAAAAUAAAAUGACCAGCUGGAAAAAUCACGUGUGCGCUCGACUGCAACAGAGGGACCACAAAGAGAAGAUCCCCUUCGUUGGAGUUUUCACAAGCCUGUCUCAGCUGGAGGAACGCUUUGAAAUUCGCAAACAGAUCUUGGGUGAUGUUAAAUCUAAGAGUUUUGAACAAGGUGGAAACACCAGACUCCUCCAACUCCAGCUGAAAGAGAGUGAACACCUGUCAGAAAAGUUGACCCAGACUGUCUCUGACCUGACCACCGUCCUCUGUCUGAAAGAAGCUGAGCUGCAGUACUUGCAUUCACGUGUGUCCCAGUACCGUCAAGAGGCACUUACUCUGGCUAAAGGGAGAAACACAUUGAAGGCAAGCCUGUCAGAAUUUGAGUUCGCCAUAGAGUGUCAGUCCAAGGAGUUGGCAGCCCUGCUUUUGGAGCGGAAAAGACUUAAGGAGUCACUGGAACGGGCCGAGAGAGAGAAAGAGCGACUUCUGCAGCGGUGGAUGGAGGAGAAGCAGGAGGAGGCAGAGAGGCUGAAUAAAUACAACGACGCGCAGGAAAGGUGGCAACAUUUGGCCAAACAGCUGAAGAAGCAUCUCCAGAGGGAAACGGGAAAGGAGUGCGUUCCCAUAGUGACGAGAUCUUUCACUGGCUCCACGUCUCCAUCGCUCAUUCAGAGGUUGAGCAGCACAACAGAUAUACACCAGAGACGCUCGGACUUCAGCCAAGUCUCAGCCGCAGCAGAGGUUUAAUAUCUUCUUGAGACCCUGAAGACAUCAAGGUUUUCUUUCUCUGUCGCCACCUCUCCUCCUCUGGCUCAGCGCCAGAUACAAAACUAAUUGUCUAAAUGUGACACUAGAAAGAUGAUAAUGGCGGAAAAGAUGCUUGAUCUGUAAAUGUUUUUUUGUUUUUUUUUUUAAUUUACCCAGUGAUUGUGUUCUCUAAAUGUUCUUGUUGUUUCAUUUAUACAUUCAUACUUAGAGUAGUUAUUUGUUGUUAUUGUACAUGUCACCUUUUCUCAGUUAAACUCCAGUCACCACUUUAUCUUUAUUGACACCUUUUAAAAUAAUUCCAGUUGUGCAAUUUGUAUUUUGCUCAUCUGGUUCACAUCAUUUAAACAUUUUAAAAAAUGAAUACCAGUGACAUUUCAAGCUUAUGUUUUAACAUGUUUUAAAAUAACAUUUGAAUCUCAUUAAAAUUAAAACAAGUUAGUACCAGAUUUCU
Messenger RNA from Mugil cephalus (flathead mullet), 1526 nucleotides. RefSeq lists its product as uncharacterized. The transcript has 7 exons. The coding region runs from base 317 to 1054 and encodes 245 amino acids. Gene Ontology annotation, biological process: negative stranded viral RNA replication; autophagosome assembly. Gene Ontology annotation, cellular component: autophagosome membrane. The record is from RefSeq and is a predicted model, not a curated record. Lineage: Eukaryota; Metazoa; Chordata; Actinopteri; Mugiliformes; Mugilidae.